This is a messenger RNA of Diospyros lotus (date-plum), 4552 nucleotides long. RefSeq names its product protein BASIC PENTACYSTEINE6-like. Gene Ontology annotation, biological process: response to ethylene. Bases 3295 to 4278 code for a protein of 327 amino acids. Gene Ontology annotation, molecular function: sequence-specific DNA binding; DNA-binding transcription factor activity. The record is from RefSeq and is a predicted model, not a curated record. NCBI's taxonomy places the organism in Eukaryota, Viridiplantae, Streptophyta, Magnoliopsida, Ericales, Ebenaceae. The transcript is spliced from 2 exons. Gene Ontology annotation, cellular component: nucleus.
CCUUUCACACUCCAAUUAAGCAGUGGGAUAAAAAUUUGCAGCCGCUAUGGCAUCUGUAACAAAGUAUUUAAAUGAAUGCACCGAAUCAUUAGAAAAAAGGGAAACUAGAAAAAAGAUGGCCAACUGUUCUAUUUUGAGACUUGAGAGGUAAGAGUGAAUAUAUAAAAAGAAAUGUGCAAUAAGAGGGUGAACUCUGUAAAAAACGGCCGCUAGGGAGCAUGGACCCCGAUCGGUCACUUAGGUUUUCCAAUUUCUUUAUAAAACAAAAACAUGUAUGCUUGAGGAUACAAAAAGGAGUCUCUGUCCUUGACCAAGCAAAUAAAGCCAAAACAAUAUAGAUCUUCAAUUACAACGGUUGUAAUAUUUCCUCACUGUUAUUUUGCGUCAUAAUCUUACUAGAUAGGAGCAGCUUCAUAAAUUUAGUUUCCCACUCAUUUUUGUCCAUGUCCACCUUUUUUGUAAGGUGGUAUUUCAUGUGAAUCAUGCCAUAUCUAUAAGAGUGUUUUUUACCAUUAUUUUAGAAAUAAUGAUAGGUUGUCAGAUGGGUGGGGCGAUCCCAUUGGACGAGGCAUGGUGGGACAACAUGGUCCUUGUUUUAAUUUUUCUAUUCAUGUUUCAAACUUAUUUCGUUCUAUUCACUCAUUUUGCAAGUAUGCAUAUUAGCUCAUUUCACAAGCAUCUAGUGUUAUUUGGAUUCCUCUUAGUAAGGUGUAUUUGAAUUAUUUUAUUGAGAGGGUGAGUCUUGGUAGUAACAAUAAAGGUUGCUCCUUUAUGAUUGGAGGUCAUGGGGUUCGAGUUGUGGAAAUAGUUUUGUUGCAAAAUAGUUGGUGGGGUUGUGCAAAGAACCCCUCUCUCGACCCUUGCAGAGCAUUGAACCUUGUGCACUUGAAACACCAUUUCUGUUGAGAUUUUUCUCUCCCUUUUUUCUUAGCCUCACAUAAUAUUUUUGUUGGUUUCUUAUCCAACCUAAGUCUCGGCCAAACUACAAGAUCAAUCGUAAAUCAAGAAAGAUAAAACAAAAAUUUAAAGAACACGAGAUGUACGUGCUUGGAUCUGAAAAGAUCCUACUCGCGGUAGAGGCUUAUCACCCCUAGUCAAUCCACUAUGUUUUUCAAGAUUACAAUCAGAUUACAAGAUCACAAUAAAACAAACAAUAUGGCAAAUACAAAACUGAAACAAAAUACAAUAGAAUACAACCUUCAAGAACAUGUGCAAAAUCUGAUCGACCGAUCUCAAGAUCAAGUCAUGUAUAUGUUCUUUCAGUUUCUUCCCAUUCUCACACACCUCAAGUGAUUAAAACAACAAAGAUUACACAAUACAGUUACUUUACAGAGUGAUCUUACCACAUAACCGAACCGAUUGAUCGAGAGAAAGAUUCACGAGAGAGUGUCUCUCUUCAUGCUUCAAAAUAGGGUUUCAGAAGAAUGAGAAUGAGCGAUCUUUUGAUUAAGGCAUCAAGGAGCCCUUAUAUAGCAACGAGGAACCAAGCUGGGCCGAAGCAUAACACGCAUGGGCCACAUGAAAAUUGAGCUUAGCUUGUAACAUAUUUCGGCCCAAUAGAUCUUGGCCCAUAUUGAAAAACAACAGAUUAUAUACACAUUUAAAUUUCAUUUAAAUGAGAGUAAUAUAAAAACCCAAUUUGCGUAUAUGAAAAAAUGCAAACAAAAUGCACAUAACAAAUAUAUGAAAAUACAUUUUGAAUCACUUUAAUUAACAAUUUCUUUUUCUUCUCAUAAUCUCAUCGUCUCUGUAUUUCUCUUCUUGUUCUUCUCUUCUUAUUCUAUCUCUUCUAUUUCUUCUUGUUGUUGCUCGAACACAAUAAUGAAUUUAUAAGGCGAAAACGCCGUCGUUAAGCCUUCCAAGUUUACAAGGAAGAAAACAAUGAGGGCGUGGGGACAAACACUCUGAUGCUUAAAUAAGAUAUUAAGGAUGCUGAGGCCCGAGAAUAUUAUUCACACAAGUAUCAUAGACGUAUUUUUUCUGGAAUGAGAGCUUACUUAUUUAUAAUAGUGCAUGGAGUAAUCUUAAGUCCACUAGGAUUAAGACUCUCACAGAUGACGUUUUUCUUCUCGAAGAAAUUUUCGAAUGCCAAAGUUAUCUUGAUUUGUGCAUUGCGUGGGACCUCUCCCAUAUUUAGGGAAACAUACCAACAAGAAGCUCACAGGGGUGGGAGACCCUUGGUUUUGCUGCUGAAGGAGGCAAUGGGAGACACCAAGGGUCUCCCGCAAGUGUUGAGGCCGAAGGUCCCACCUCAUAGGUGACGACUUGGUCUCUCGACCCCACGAGCUUGUUACCAGUAUGUUUUCUCGAAUACACCACCCGCGGGGGGGGGGGGGGGGGGGGGGGGUCUCACGCAAUGUGCAAAUUAGGAUAAAUCUAGCAUCUGGAAAUUACUCCGAGAGGAUAAAUGCCAUUUGUAAGAGAUAAGCAUCAUUUGUAAGAGUCCUAAUCCUGGUGGGCUUAAGAUUACUCCAUGUACUACUAUAAAUAAGCAAGCCCUCAUUUCAGAAAAUGUAAGUCUCUAAUACUAGUGUGAAUAUUAGUCUCGGGCUCUCAACACCCUUAGUUUCUAAUUUAAGUAUCGGAGUAUUUGCGCAAGGAGUUUCUUGUGCCCUCUGAUUGUUUUCUUCCUUGCAGAUCCAGACAUCUUUGAUCCUACAUCAUAUCUACUAUCUCUUUUAAGUGCUUACUUUUAUUUAAGCAAAUCAAUCACAAAUUAUCCCUUUGCGGUUCAAUGUUUGCAAAUUGCAAUAAAGUUUUCUCCACUUCUUGCUUUUGUUUUUUGUUGGCAACCUGAUAGUCCACAUUUCUGAAGUAGCAAUAUAGCAUCAGAAUUUUCAUUAAGUAGCUCCUUCUGUACGAGGUCAUCCAAACCCUUACCUAGGUGCUUUGGAUGGAUGAUUGAGUUGUCAGGUUUUACUGGAAUUUUGUCUCUCACAGGAGAUUAUGUUAACGGUCUAUUUAAGGAAUUAUACUUUUUAAGCAGAGAAGAUUCUAAACAGUUAGUUGGUUUACAUUUGAUGUCUGCCCCACUGUAGUAAUAAUAAUAUUGUCGCACAUUUUCUUCCUUCUACAUUGUUUAGUACUGUUGGAGGAGUGACUGUGUUGCCCCUACGCUUUUCUAACAUUGUGUUUCAUAACAAAGCUUUGAAAGGCAUUUUUCUUUUUGUAUCUUAGAUGUUGAGCUUACAGGAUAGGUAGUUGUUUGAUGCUCAUUUGACCAGAUGUUGCCUUGUAGUAGAUGUUUGAAAACUGAGGCUGGCAUCUACUAGAAUUUCUGACUGUGGAGCUUAGAUGGAUGACAGUGGGCGUUGUGAAAAUGGAAGAAAUAAACCGCCUCAGGGUCAGUGGUUGAUGCAGCAUCAGCCAUCCAUGAAGCAUAUAAUAGCCAUCAUGGCAGAAAGAGAUGCUGCUAUUCAAGAAAGAAAUCUAGCUAUUUCUGAGAAGAAGGCAGCUUUAGCAGAGCGAGACACGGCAAUUCUACAGCGGGAUUCAGCAAUUGCAGAAAGAAACAGUGCCGUAAUGGAACGAGAGAAUGCCAUUGCAGCUCUCCACUAUCGAGAAAAUCCAAUGACUAGCGGUAAUAUGGUGCCAUGCCCUCCGGGACGCCAAAUAUCUCGAGGGGUGAAGCAUGUGCACUAUCCAGAGCAGAACGAAGCCCAACAGGCUCAUUUGGCUGAAGUCCCAUACAGUUUGAGGGAUAUGCACACAAGUGAUGGGCUCACUGCCUCACCAGUUUUCUCCGAACCUGUCAAGUCUAAACAGACCAAAAGAAGAAAGGUGGCCAAGGAAAUCGCACCUAACAAAAAGCCUUCCAAAUCGACAGGGAAGGCAAAGAUGGGAGGGGAUAUGCAUGGCAAGUCCAAUGAGUGGAAAAGUGGAAAUGAUACUGUCAAUGGGGGUGAUGAUCCUAAGAAACAGUUGCUUAGGUCAAAGCCUGGCUGGAAGGAUCGGGGCCUUGGGCUGAACCAGGUAGCCUUUGACGAGGGUGCCAUGCCAGGCCCAAUUUGCUCGUGCACUGGGACCCUACGACCUUGCUACAAGUGGGGAAACGGGGGUUGGCAGUCUUCAUGCUGCACUACCAGCAUUUCCAUGUAUCCACUGCCGGCUGUGGCUAACAGGCGCCAUGCCCGGGUUGGUGGUCGAAAGAUGAGUGGAAGUGCAUUCAGCAAACUGCUUAGCCGGCUCGCAGCUGAAGGGCAUGAUCUGUCAAAUCCGGUCGAUCUCAAGGAUUAUUGGGCUAAGCACGGGACAAAUCGCUAUAUCACCAUCAGGUAGAAUGGAAGGAUCUAUCAAUGAAUGGAGGAAGCAUAAAGAAGUUCAGACUAGAGCUUUCAGAAGGCAGGCAGCCAGCCAGCCAAAUAAACAUUCUAUGCCACUUGCUGUGGUUUUAGCAAUAGAUUUCUUUCGCCAUGCCCAGUUGUUCUGUAUCAGUUUUCUAGGUACAUAGUUGAACACAGUGAAAGUGAGAAUCGAGCCACUUCCAUGUAUGUAACUGUGGAUAUUGUAAAGGGCAGCUGAUGAAUUUGAAAGUCCUGUUGUACGUGUGUUA